AUGCCCUUAUCUCCUUCCUUCUUCCUCUCUCUCUCCUCCAUCUUCUUCCUCCUCCUCCUCCUCCCCUUCUCUCUCUCCUCUCCAUUCAAUACUUCUUUCUUCAUUGACUGUGGAAGUCCCGAAGGUUCCACGGACGCUUUCAACCGCACAUGGCUUCCUGAUCGGUUUUACUCCGGCGGAAACACCGCCGUCGUCUCCGAGCCUCUCCAUUUCCAUCUCGUCGCCGAGAAGACUGUCAGGUACUUCCCUCUCUCCUAUGGCAAGAAGAAUUGCUACGUCGUCCCUCUCCCUCCCGGUCGAUACUACAUCAGGACAUUCACCGUCUACGAUAACUACGACGGCAAGUCUCACUCCCCGUCAUUCGAUGUCUCCGUCGAAGGCACGCUCGUCUUCUCCUGGAGAUCUCCUUGGCUGGAGAAACUCCUCCGCGACGGCUCUUACUCCGAUCUGUUCGCCUUCGUCGGAGACGGGGAGCUUGAUUUGUGCUUCUACAGCAUCGCCACUGAUCCUCCGAUUGUAGGUUCGCUCGAAGUCGUACAAGUCGAUCCAUCUUCCUACGACGCCGACGGGACCGGUCAGAAUGUUCUCCUCGUUAACUACGGGAGGCUCGCGUGUGGGUCGGACCAGUGGGGGCCUGGCUUCACUAACCACACCGAUAGUUUCGGCCGGUCGUGGCAGUCGGACGAGGAUUUUCGAUCUGACGACUCGAGGUCGGCGGCUCGGUCGCUGUCGACGGAGGAGAAAAUCAAGGGAGUGGAGCAGCCGCCGAAUUAUUUCCCGAUGAAGCUUUAUCAGACGGCGGUGACGGUCUCCGGAAGCGGGUCGCUGGUCUACGAGCUGGAUGUUGACGCGAAGCUUGACUACUUGCUCUGGUUCCAUUUCUCGGAGAUUGAAUCGACGGUGAAGAAGGCUGGGGAAAGAGUGUUUGAUCUGGUGGUGAACGGGAACAAUGUGAGCAGGGUUGAUGUUUUCGGUGAGGUCGGAGCAUUUGCGGCUUAUAGCUUAAACUACACCGUCAAGAAUCUGAGCAGCACCACUGUGACGGUGAAGCUUUCCCCUGUUUCGGGGGCGCCCAUAAUUAGCGGGCUUGAGAAUUACGCCAUUGUUCCUGCUGAUAUGGCCACGGUGCCUGAACAAGUGACUGCUAUGAAAGCAUUGAAAGAUUCGCUACGUGUUCCUGACAGGAUGGGGUGGAAUGGUGAUCCAUGUGCUCCUACUAGCUGGGACGCUUGGGAAGGAGUCGCAUGCAGGCCAAACCCACAAGGAUCUGCUCUUGUGAUUUUUCAAAUAGACCUCGGAAGCCAAGGCUUAAAAGGAUUUAUCAGUGAGCAGAUUAGUCUGCUGACUGAUAUGAAUAGCUUGAACUUGAGUUCAAAUUCCUUAACUGGUCCACUACCUUCAGGUCUUGGUCAUAAAUCCCUUGUGAGUCUUGACUUGUCAAACAAUCAGCUCACGGGGCCUAUACCUGAAAGUCUGACCUUUUCAAGCUUAAAGCUCGUGCUUUUGAAUGGCAACGAGUUGCAAGGAAAGGUACCAGAGGAGGUUUAUUCAGUUGGUGUUCAUGGUGGAAUUAUCGAUCUCUCAGGAAACAAAGGCUUAUGCGGGGUUCCCACUCUUCCGUCGUGUCCACUGUUAUGGGAGAAUGGCCACUUAUCCAAAGGAGGCAAAAUAGCCAUAGCCAUAUCUUGUGUGGUGCUUUUCGUUCUGGUUCUCUUGGUCAUUUACUUGUGCUGCAUCUGGAGAGGAAGACAUGACUACGACUUUGCCCCACCUCACGAUCUUACAUCGCUUGCAGCAAAGAGAAACAGAUACCAGAGGCAGAAGUCGUUAAUGCUACUGGAAAUGGAGAGCCAACAUGCGAAAGGAAUGCCCACACUUCCCUUGAACUCGUAA
Molecule: messenger RNA, 1893 nt
Organism: Thlaspi arvense
Lineage: Eukaryota; Viridiplantae; Streptophyta; Magnoliopsida; Brassicales; Brassicaceae
Source: the annotation of a GenBank genome assembly